Colletotrichum phormii is the source of this 710-nucleotide messenger RNA. RefSeq lists its product as uncharacterized. The transcript has 2 exons. The record is from RefSeq and is a predicted model, not a curated record. Lineage: Eukaryota; Fungi; Ascomycota; Sordariomycetes; Glomerellales; Glomerellaceae. Bases 263 to 511 code for a protein of 82 amino acids.
GCCGCAAGAUUGGCUUCACACACCGUUGCGAGGCUCAAAUUUGAUCAACUUCCGAAAUGUCACGUCUCGCGACCGCGGACAAGGAUAUCCCUUCAACGAGCUCUCAGCCCACAGAGUGCCAAAGCCAAGGGAAGCAACGUCGGGACUGGAAUAGCGUGCCUCCUUGAUUCGAGACGAACGGGCAACGCUCAUCUCGUCGGACCUUGUUCGCGACAUUCACAGGGAGUAUGGACUCGAGCGGAUGUAACGUCAGACUGGGAACAUGGCCAUGCUAUUUGGAGGCAUUCCCCUGGUUUUCAAGCUUUCAUUUACAAUCGUCGCUUCCGAAGCCGAUGCGAAACAAGCACCGUACUGGGUAGGUUGCGGCAUAAUUGUAGACUCUGGGCGAAAAAGAGGGGAUAGAGUCUAUUGUUGUGCCCUUGAUAUGAUGGCAUCAGACAGCACGCCUUUACGGAUACUACUAAUGUACAUCACCGAUCAAAAACUCCGUUAUUCGGAGUGGAGGGGCUGAUGGCGAUGUGCUCGACAGUAAUAAGGAAGUCGAUUCAAUUGGACCCGUCUCUGCCAACCAACCUCUUUGGAGUAGCGAAGACAGAAAAGUUUGGCGGUCUUUGACGGCGCUACGUUUCGUUCCGUGUUAGUCGCUACAAAGUUUCGACCAUUUCGGGGUCCUGGGCUAAAAGAGCCCAAGAGAGAGAGGGGGGGGGGGG